Symbiodinium pilosum is the source of this 717-nucleotide messenger RNA. The record is from the annotation of a GenBank genome assembly. NCBI's taxonomy places the organism in Eukaryota, Dinophyceae, Suessiales, Symbiodiniaceae.
AUGACCGUGAGCCUGGAAGAGUCACGCUUGGAUCUUCUGAACGCCGAGUCCGUAAUGGCUCAGAUCGAUGCGGCGCAGAUCGACCUGCUCUUUGACAGGUCUGCGGGCUUGGAGCUGCGUGCAGUCCUGCACUUCAUGGGCCAGUUGGCCCAGGUCUCCAAGGAGGAGCUGGCUUGCGAGGAGAUGCCCCGCAUUUUUUCGCUGCAGAAGCUGGUGGAGGUGGCCAUCAGCAACUUGAUGCGUCCGCCCGAGGUUUGGUCCGAGAUUUGGCGAAUAGUCAGCCGGCAUUUGGCCGAUGUGGCGAGCCAUCACAAUGUCAGUAUAGGUCUCUACGCCAUCAACUGCUUAAAGCAGCUGGCGAUGAAAUUUUUGGAACAUGAGGAAGUGCGCCAGCAGGAAACCUUCGGGCAAGUCCUGCUGGAGCCCUUCGAGAAGUUAAUGAAAUCUAAGCUGGCCAGCCCCGAAGUCAAGGGGCUUGUCGUGUCGAGCGUCGACUUCAUGGUAGAGAAACGCCCUGGCUCCAUCGGGGCAGGCUGGGCGCAGGUCUUCCAGAUCCUGCAGCUGGCGGCCUCAGAGCCGAAGUCUAACAAGGAAGUCCUGGAUGCCGCCUUCGCCAUCAUGAAGGUCGCCGUGGCCUCGCGAACUUUGCAAAGAGCGUCCACGCUCUACUGGCUUUCGGCCAUUGCCGGUUUGCCGCCAUCAGCUUCCAAGCUCUGA